Messenger RNA from Phascolarctos cinereus (koala), 2907 nucleotides. The record is from RefSeq and is a predicted model, not a curated record. Lineage: Eukaryota; Metazoa; Chordata; Mammalia; Diprotodontia; Phascolarctidae.
GUGCACGCGCCCGAGGAGGGGAGGGGAAGAGGGGGCAGGAGGACGGCGCGUGUCCGUCCUCCUCAGGUUCCAACUCCCCCGCCCCUCUGCCCCAGACUGGGUACAUCUUCCUCUGUCUCUGCUGCCGCCGCGCGCUCGCGGACACAGACUCUUGCAAACCUGAUGCCCUCUGUGGAUAAAAGAUGUAUCAUGGAAUGAACCCGAGCAGUGGAGAUGCAUUUCUAGAGCAGCAGCAGCAGCAGCAGCAGCAGCAGCAGCCCCAGCAUCAGUUCCCCCCGAGACUCUUCGCAGUGGUUUUGUGGUUUCAGCUAGCGCUGUGCUUUGGCCCUGCACAGCUCACGGGUGACACUGCGAAUACAGGAAAAAAAUUGACGGUUCUAGCCCUCAAGGGAGCUCACGUUUCUAUCAGAGGAGACGGGUUUGAUGAUCUCCGUGCUUGUGCUGACCCAGGAAUCCCAGACUAUGGCUCUCGAACCCCCAGUGGAAGCGUUUUCUUUGAAGAUUCCGUAGCCCGAUUUCACUGCCAAGAAGGCUACAAGCUUAGGGGCCCACCAAGGAGACUGUGUAUGAAACACUUGAAUGGUUCCCUAGGCUGGAUACCGACUGAUACACCGGUGUGCCUACCAGAAGGUCCAGAUUGCCGCCUUCCUUACAUUGAAGAUGCUGAUAUUGGUAAUAAGACAUACAAACAUGGGGACAAGUUGAUAAUCAGCUGUCAUGAAGGAUUCAAGAUUCGAUAUCCUGACUUGUACAACAUGGUGUCAACAUGUCGCAGCGAUGGAUCAUGGGAUAAUCUGCCCAUUUGUCAAGGUUGCCUGAGACCCCUGGCUUCUGCUAAUGGUUACGUCAACAUGUCUGAGUACCAGUCCAACUUCCCCGUGGGGGCAGUGAUUGCCUACCACUGCUUCCCAGGAUUCAAACUAGAGGGGUCAGAGUAUCUCGAGUGCUUAUAUAACCUUAUCUGGUCAUAUAGUCCACCCAGGUGCCUUGCUUUAGAAGUAUGUCCACUUCCACCUAUUGUGAGUCACGGAGACUAUAUCUGCCAUCCAAGGCCUUGUGAUCGUUUCAGUCAUGGAACUGUGAUUGAGUUCUAUUGUGAUCCUGGUUACAGCCUCACCAGUGACUACAAGUAUAUCACUUGCCAGUAUGGAGAAUGGUUUCCUUCCUAUCAAGUCUUCUGCAUAAAAUCAGAGCAAAUUUGGCCCAAUCCCCACGAGACCCUACUGACAACAUGGAAAAUAGUGGCGUUCACAGCAACCAGUGUCCUUCUGGUGCUUCUGUUGGUCAUUCUUGCCAGGAUGUUCCAGACCAAAUUCAAGACACAUUUCCUUCCCAGGGGCCUCUCAGGGAGCUCCAGCAGUGACCCUGACUUUGUGGUGGUGGAUGGGGUGCCCGUCAUGUUGCCUUCCUACGAUGAAGCUGUGAGCAGCAGCUUGAACGCUUUAGCCCCAGGAUACUUGUCUUCUGUGGGCCAGGGCUGCCCCAUGCCAGCAGAGGAUCAGAGCCCGCCAGCAUACCCUGGCUCAGGGGACAUAGACACAUUGCCAGGGGAGGGUGAAACCUGUGACGGCGUAUCAGGCUCUUCAGAGCUGCUCCAGAGUUUGUAUUCUCCGUCGAUGUGCCAAGCAGGAGCACGGCCCGUUUCAGAAAGAACAGAUGCAUUGGACAGCACCACUGCAGAGGAAGUGUCUACCAGCCCAAGUGUUGAUAUUGCUGAUGGGCCCACAGCUGGGUCCCAGAUCAACCCACUCGGGGCAAAGUUAACUCCAACCGCCCCACGUCCUCGCCAUAGCUUCUUUGCUCACGACAGUUCCAGCUGGCAAUGUGGGAAUGUGGGGUGUUUAAUUCAUGCCUCUCCCCAGUUCCACCGGUAUCCUGGCGGACCACAAGGGAGCUCCCAGUGAGAAACUUCCCCUACCAAUGCAGAAAUCCCACUGAUGGAGGAAGAACCUUAGCCUGAUCAAAAUGUUUAUUAUUCGAUUGCACCUUUGGGAGAGGAAAUCAUGCACUCUAGGGGGUGGGGUGUAAAUGCAGAGAUUUUGGGGAUCGGGGAGAGGUCUUUGUUUUUCCUAUUUAUCCUCAAGGCAACAGCACCUGACUUUGUGCACCUCGGAUACAGCAGUGGAGUUGCCUACCUCAAGAGUGAUGGUUCUUUCACAUGAGACUUGGGGAUUUUGCCAAUGCCAAUAGUCCAAGAUGGGAAGGGGGAACCCUUGCAAGUUCUUGGAUUAAGAUAAUUGAUGUAUCUCCAUGUUGAGGGAAGUUGAACAGUUCCAUACAAAUCCUACUGAAUUACACAUCCCAUUGAAUUAUUGUUAUGAGUAAUAUCUGCCUCCUCUGAAAGCAUGUCAUACUAUGUAAAUUUGCUUCUAAAACCUGCUUUGUGCAAUCUCUGGAUUCCGGUUUAGGCUGAAUCAGUCUAAAGAAAAAGAAUCUGUAUUGGUCUACUGAAAGCAGAACUGAUCCCCUUUCCACAUUCAGAAAGAAAUGGGUUUCUAAAGGGAAUAUCUUUCCUUGGUUCUUGGACAGUUUUCUUCAUUGUGGAUAAUUUCUGUCCCAAAUAAGGCUGAAGAUAAAGGACAUUCAGUAAUUUGGAUGUGGCAAAUUAAUAGCCAGCCACCCCAUACUCUCAAAAGAAAGACUUGCAGCCAGACUGGGCUCUCUGGAGAUUUCUUUAUUCUGUAGGUGAAGUAGGCCUUCUGUCCUAUAGACCAUCCAAGGUGAAGUGUUGGUAUUUAUAUUUAUGGAACACGAAUAUGAAUCCAUUGCAUUUGCUAAACCCUGUUAUUUUCCAGAUGGCCAAAAAAGUGUUGGAAUACCAGUCUCAUGAUGGAGGAAGUAUUCAAAAGGAUGCUUUGUUGAAACAUUUUUUAAAGAAAAAAAAAUACCCUUUACCUGUUGUUUGUA